Morone saxatilis (striped sea-bass) is the source of this 1703-nucleotide messenger RNA. RefSeq lists its product as uncharacterized. Gene Ontology annotation, biological process: phosphatidylserine catabolic process; monoacylglycerol catabolic process. The transcript has 13 exons. Lineage: Eukaryota; Metazoa; Chordata; Actinopteri; Moronidae. The coding region runs from base 101 to 1162 and encodes 353 amino acids. Gene Ontology annotation, molecular function: monoacylglycerol lipase activity; phosphatidylcholine lysophospholipase A1 activity. Gene Ontology annotation, cellular component: endoplasmic reticulum membrane. The record is from RefSeq and is a predicted model, not a curated record.
GUUAACCGAUAACAAACUGCUUGACGGGGGCCAGACGAUUGAAUAUAGUUAGAUAUAUAUAUAUAUAUUAAAGUUUAUUUCCGUGACUAAUACUGACGUUAUGGUGAGGAACCGGGUCGUUAAACAGGAUGGUUCUUCCUCCACAACCAGCAAAGUUCAGAGGUCUGCCAGAGUCCAGAGGACAGAGCCGUCCCGGUGGUGGCUGAAAGGAGGCUUAUUGGCUCUCUUUGUUAUUUUCAUUUUGGUGCCUUUCUCGCUGAGAAUACUCCCAGAAUUAAUCCAGCACCUUGUUUAUGCUCACAGAAUCAGGGUGCCGUUGUUUGUUGACCUCAGCCGACCUGCUGAUCUCUCCCUUAAUCACACCAUCAACAUGUACUUAACAUCAGAGGAAGGAAUCUCCUUGGGUGUAUGGCACACUGUCCCUGAAAGUCAGUGGAAAGAGGCACAGGGGAAGGACUUGGCAUGGUACCAGGACAGUUUAAGCGAUGGCAGUCCAGUUUUCAUCUAUCUUCAUGGGAACACAGGCACAAGGGCAGCCGCUCAUCGGGUCGGAGUGGCAAAAGUAUUGAGUGCACUUGGUUACCACGCACUGGUGCCUGACUACAGAGGGUUUGGAGAUUCCACCGGGGAGCCGACUGAAGCCGGUCUGACUACUGAUGCCCUCUACUUGUACAACUGGGUCAAAGCACGCAGUGGAAACAGCCUGGUCGUCAUCUGGGGACACUCUCUUGGCACUGGAGUGGCCACUAACACAGCAGUAAAACUGACUGAGCAAGGUGUGCUCUUUGAUGGUGUGAUCCUGGAGGGCGCGUUCAACAGUGCACGACAAAAGAUGCCCGGUAAUCCUUUCGCUUGGUAUUACUGGACAUUUCCGGGCUUUGGGUACUUUUUCCAAGAGCCAUGGGCAGAAAACAAAGCCGUCUUUCCUACUGAAGAAAAUCUGAAGAAAAUGAGAAGCCCAAUCCUUUUCCUUCAUUCUGAGGAUGAUCACUUAGUUCCCAUUCACAUUGCUCAGCAGAUGUACGAGGUAGCAGUGAGUGCCCAGAAUGCAGAGCGAGUAAAGCUGGUGUCGUUUGAGGGUUCUCUGGGGUACCUGCACAACGGCCUGUAUAGAGACCCCCGUCUGCCUGACAUCCUAAAGAAGUUUGUGUUGUCGUUGUAACGUUGGAAAGACGACUGAAGCAGAAAAACCCGACCAGGUCUGAGAGGUUGAGAUUUCACUCGAUCACAUUCAAAUAUUUUGCCUUUAUGUGUGCAUGGGUUGCAUAAAUAUGUGACUUAUUUAAAAUAUGUGAUUUUUAUGAAUCAAAAAUGUGUGUUACUUUAAGAAUGAAUGUUAAAAUUGUUCAGGUUAAACGGAUAUUGAAGUUAGAACUUGGAAUUCCCAAUGGAAAUGCAAUUUGGAUGAGCCAUUGUUGCAGUAGGUGCCCUCUACUGGGCAUUGUUGUGUGGUGAUAAUGCUCGUUUAUAAUACUGGAUAAUGAGUUUGGUAAUCCAAGGCUUAAAAUGUCUAGGUGUCAGUGACAUUUCAGAAUAAUACAAGGAGAACAGCUGGGAAAUGUCUGUUCUCUGACCUUGUUAUCGCAAGUGUGAUUUUAGAAAAAAAAAACAGAGAUUCUGAUUUCUUUGAGUUUAACCACAGAUUAUAUAGUACAUCAGUUCUCAGUUCAAAUGUCAUUGCAGUUAAAAUACAAUAAAUGUUA